Molecule: messenger RNA, 999 nt
Organism: Guillardia theta CCMP2712
Lineage: Eukaryota; Cryptophyceae; Pyrenomonadales; Geminigeraceae
Exons: 1
Coding region: 1-999 (332 amino acids)
Biological process (GO): cellular response to heat
Cellular component (GO): cytoplasm
Molecular function (GO): ATP hydrolysis activity; ATP binding
Source: RefSeq, a predicted model, not a curated record
AUGGAGAAGCGGCGGAAGAUUCUAGCGCAGUGUCUGCGGGGUUGGAAGGAGAGGAAGGAAUCGUCGACGCGAGACUCCUUCUCCCUCCAAACUCUCUCGCGCACCUUCAUCGGACAAGAUCUUGCCAUCCGCCGAUCCACCAACAGGCUGCGCAACAGGUCCUUCUCCCUUCAAACUGAAUCUCCUCUUUCCUUCUCUCUCCUCCCCCCUCUCCUCCUUUCCCGUCUCCUCCCCUCCUCCUCUCCUCCACCCCCCUCUCCUCUUCCCUCCCCUUCUUCUCCCUCCUUUCAUGCCCCUUGCAGGUUGGAGGGAUGGGGCAGGAGAGACAAGCCCCUUGUCCUGGUCUUCUGGGGACCGUCGGGCACGGGCAAGACAGAGCUGGCGAAGCAGCUUGCUUCCAUCCUCCACAACGAGUCGGCAGCGAAGCUCCUGAGAGAGAAAAAGUUCGUCCAGAUCCCAAUGGGCCAGUACAAGGACGAGAACAGCGCCGCCAACCUCGUCGGCCCCCCCGUCGGCAUCGAGGGGAUGGGGCAGCUGACUGGUGCGCUGCUGCGGCAUCCGGACGCUGUCGUGCUCUUCGACGAGUUCGAGAAGGCGCAUGCAGAAGCGAUACCGGACGUGCUGCUGAGUGCUUUCGACGCCAGCGGGGCGCUGAAGGACACGAAGCUGGACCAGUACGUGCCCACGAACCGAGCGACGUUCCUGAUCAACACCAACAUGGGAGCCAAGAUCAUCCUCGAGCGAGCGCGGGAGCUGAUGGAGCUCGAGUCGCACGGGGAGGAGCAGGGGCUUGUGCAGGACAUCGACGAGCAGUUCACGAACCUGCUGCGUGAGACGAGCAGCAUGUCGAACCCCUUCGGACGAGCUGAAUUCCGAGGGAGGGUGGACGCCUGGAUCCCCUUCUACCCGUACUCGAACAAGGAGAAAAGGAGGGUGGUCGAGAUGGCUCUGUUCGAGCGGAUCUUCUCCUUCUACCUGCUGGAGGUUCACCCCAGGUGA